AUGAAGAAAUUACGCAGAAAGAGGUCCUCUAUCGAUAUCUCUGCUCCAGCUGCGAUAUCGUCUACUUCUGCGCCCACCGCGACGAUUCCUCCCCUGUAUGCACGAUUUGCGAAGACCAGAGAUGGCGUGUACCCGGAGCCCGCGCUGGUAGAGAACAACAGUCGGACUGGUCGGGGAGAGCGUGCGAGGAAGGACAGUGCUAAUGGCAACAGGCGACCGGACGAACGCGUUUUUCUGACGGCAGCAUCGCGGUCGUCGUCGCAAGGUCGAGGAGAGCAGACAGAAGGUCCGAGAACGCAGACGCAGGUGAGAGCAGUGCAUCGUAAACCAGUGGCGCCGGCGGCAGCUGCUGCAGUUGCAGCAGAGUCUCGUCACCACGAGUCGGAGACAACGUACGGGCACAAACAUGCGGCAUCUUGGGACAGCACCAUGCAUACUCAACCGGUGUCGACCGCAUCGGCCGCCGCCGCGGCGGAGGAGAGUCGUCACCAUCGCUCUGGAUCGUCGCAGGCAGCACCGCCGUCGGUUACUCGCUAUCACUCAGCCGUAGUCCCGCCCCACGUGAAUCUGAUACAGUCUCUUGAAAAUACGAUCUCUUCUCAGUCUCUAGCUCAGCACAUCCAUCAUCCAGGUACAAGCCACGAGAACACGCAGCCUGAAGCGAGGCAGAAACACUCUCGUGACGACGGAAUUAGUCCUCAGAGGUUCUUGGCAGUACCCUCGGCAGCAGGUAAAGACUCCCGAUACAAUGUCUCAACUAUGGCACAAGCACCUGGUGCUCCGAAUCCUCCGCGCAUCCACCGAAUACCUUCCCUUGAGCGGGGCAUGCUGCCGGAGUCGUUCUCCCCAGCGCGCGAGACUCGCGAUGGACGACAGGCCGGCCCACCGCCGACGCGCGAUCCCUCAAGCCACCGCGAACGGAAGAUCUCGUCGUCCAGCAGGCAUGGACAUGCGCUCCCUACCCCUCCGCCGUCCUCGACAUCGUCGAUCAUGUCUCCGCGGUCUACGGCGUCGCACGUGCCGCCCUCUGCACAUCCCGUUGUAGCCCCAUGGCAGCAUUCUACCGCAGGCGAGUCGUCGGCUGCACCGAGAAUGUCGUCACGCUCCAGCUCAAGUCAUAGCAGUGGACCGACGCCGCGGAGAAAGUACUCGCUGUUGGCCGCGUUUGGGCCUCCAAUGCCAAAGCCCGAACCUCAAACGUUGUCCAUGCCCAGCAAUGCUGAUUCACGAACGGAGAAGACAAUAAUUCAUAGUCCCCAGUCGACUUCUGUUCGCGAAGCGGAAGCGAACGUACACGACCGCCGCAAUGCUAUCAUUGGCGUACCGGUACAGGAGGCGCCUGCGUUCUCCCUGCCGCAGAGCCCUCAGCGACGUACGCACCGCGUGCCUGUCCCUGUCGACCCUCCAUUUAGCAGCGCUAGGAUGUCUGCUGCGAUCCCCAUUCCACCCCCUGUCCUCCCUCGGCCUCAGAGCCCCAUCGUUCCUCAGCACGGCCUGCAACGCUCCGACCAUUCCGUAUUUUCCUUGGGGUCUGGUGUUCCCUCCGUGCCUUCAGCAAGAUCUCAUUCCUCUAGUUUGAAAACACCCGAGGUGCCCUUGAACCCCCCUCCGUCAGCACAGGCCUCCGGCUCUAGCAUACCCCCACUCGUUCCGCCAAAAACCCCGCUGCCUCCAUCGCUGGGAGCGCUUCCCGACAUCUCUGCCUUCUCACCCUUUAUGCAUCCCUCGGACCUAAGCGCCCUCGCACCGCAGACCCCGCCAAAGCUGCCUCACGAGCCGUUUGCUCCGCCGACUCCACAAAAGCCGCAGCUUGACCCACUUCCUCCGCAGACUCCCUCAAAGUCGCAGCACGAAACUCUCGCACCAAGCACCGAAUCUGGCCCACGGAAUACCUCAGUGUCCCCUCCGCCGGAUGGCUCCUCGCACUCCAGUACGGCCUCGAUGUCCCAGAGCGGGCUCGUGCGCGGUCGGCCCCUGAUCUUUGCUGCCAUGGCUGCGACAGAAACAGACACCGGAGUGUUGGAAGUGCAACGAGACGUGUCGUUUGAGGUCGUUCACGCGCCCUCUGAGGAGCGCGACGCGACGUUUAAUCAGAACACGUCGUUUGGACACGGCUACCCUACGCCGCGUUCACCUUCGCCUCCCCUUCCGGAAGUCGCGCCGACAGAAUUGCCUAAGCACAAUCGAGAGGGCUCUAAGGCUUCGCGCAUCCUGGGCUGGUUCCGCGGUGGAGACAAGUCGCGUGCACAUGGCGACAGACGAUUCCCCUCGGAGCAGAAGCAUCGCAGUGGGAAGGAAUCACCGCUUCCUGCGGACCCGCUGCGUCCUAGGAAGCUCUGCAAGACGAGCUCGCAGCAACGUCGGCGCGCGAACUCAAAUCAGUCGGAGGACAGCGUGGCUGCGGGGGUGGCAUCCGCCGUGCGUGUGGAGUCGUCAAGUACAGAGGGAUCACCUUCCACACCUCUGCACACGAGCAGCAGCAUGCCGCAGCUUGGCUCCCCCAUCCAGUUAUAUCGUAACGGGUCGAUAUCGAGCGUUGAGUCGGUUUCUCCCUCAAAAAGUGUUCUGGGUGACACCUCACAGCCUCAUCGCUCGAAGUCAUCGCGUGAUGGAAAUGGUGUGAAGACACUGACGAAACGACAGGUAGAGAAGCUGCAGAACAGGAUACCCAGCAUUGACAACCAUAGUCCCCGUGGAAGUGAAGAAGCACCUGCUACUGGCCCAGUUCUUGCUAAGCCGCCAACUCCAAUUUCGCCUGAAGAGUAUGCGCAGGCCCGGUCGCGGCGGCGGGGUGAGCGCCUGCAGAAGACGCGCCCGGUUGGGUUCGAACCGCGGUUCAGGGAAGCAGCGUCACCUGCAGGAGUAGGACCUCCAGUAGAAGUGAAGGAACCUACAUAUUACCCCCUUGCGAGACAUUUGACAGAUCCUACGCUCCUGUCCGCUCUCCUUCCGUAUUUGUCGUUCUACGAGUGGUGCGUCGUUGCGCGAGUUAACAAGGAGGUACGGACGGCGGUGGAGGAUCGGAGAGAGCUCACAGAGCUAGUGUUGGAGCGAUAUCUGAAGACUGUGGGGUAUACGCGCUGGUGGUGGGACGGACUAGAUCCUCUGUUUCUGACCAUCCAGGAUCUGCAUUCAUACAUGCGCGGAGUGUCGAUGCCGAUGCAUCAAUACUCUCGACUCGCAAGCGCGUACCUGCAGUCUCGGGACGCGUCGCAAGCUGACCUGAUGCGCGAGUUGACAUUGUGCUGCCGUGCGUUCACCCGUCUUGUCCUGCGGCUGCGCGCACAAGCCGAAACGGAGGCUGCUCAUAAUGCGAGCAUAGAAGCAGUCGAGGGCCCUCUACCUACUUCCGCGAGUAGCGUGCGCAGUCCCAGUCGCUCUGCGCAGCAUUCGCGUGUCGGGAGCAUGUCACGCAACACAAGCCGCGCACCCUCACCCUCGUCUACGAUUUCGCAUGCUCGGGGCCAAUCGUACCACAGUGGUACUCGCGUGAACACAUUUCAUUCUCCCUUGUUCCGCCUGCGCAGAGCGCCCCUCCUCCAGGUGUUCGUGCCGUCGCCAGAGGGUGACUGGCUGUCCGACGCGGGCGUGCUCGAGUGCGAAGACGAGCUGAAGCGCGCUGGCGUGAUUCACCUCAUGCGAGCGGGCGAUGUCGUCUGGGACACGGCAGUGGGCGACGAGGGGAAUGCGGGGAGGAUGUUGUGGGAUGGAACUUAUCUGAUCGAUUUGAACUACACGUUCUCGCGCAUAGGAGAGGUACCGCACUACCUGCCAACGCUCGCGUUUCCGCCAUCGUACUUUCAUCGAGUGAUCAGGUCCGUGGGGAGCGGCAACCCCAUCUGUUACGUUGACAUCUCACCCUGGGGAGAGGAGAUCGCGUCCAACCUGCAGCUCAUGCAGGAUAAGGUGAAGACGGAGACGCCCCAGGGGAGCUACCACACAGUCAUGCGCUGGGUGCACCGAUCGUCGUUCGUCAUCCGCCAGCCUCCACCUGCCAAGCUGAUUCGCAUACCUGUCCCGCCUACCGUUGGCCCAGGGCCGGCAGCUCAUGGCGCGUGGGUCGUCGACCCCGGCUGGUACGGCACCGUCGUGGUUGAGGCAGAGGGGACGAACGAGGGCUUGGCAGACCUACAGGCGCGUUGCAAAGGCGCCUUCCCGCCAAGAGCUGUGGGCGCAAGUCCACACGUGCACAGGCCCCCAAAGGACCAUAGGAGUCUCGUUUUCCGGAUCCUGCGGGAACGAAGUCGCCCAGGUGAAAUAUGGAUACGGACCGUGCGUGAGGAGGAGCGGUUACUCCCUUCAUGA
Sparassis crispa is the source of this 4305-nucleotide messenger RNA. RefSeq lists its product as hypothetical. The record is from RefSeq and is a predicted model, not a curated record. Bases 1 to 4305 code for a protein of 1434 amino acids. The transcript has 7 exons. NCBI's taxonomy places the organism in Eukaryota, Fungi, Basidiomycota, Agaricomycetes, Polyporales, Sparassidaceae.